This is a messenger RNA of Nematolebias whitei (Rio pearlfish), 4170 nucleotides long. It is a transcript of the gene tefb, whose product is annotated as TEF transcription factor, PAR bZIP family member b. The record is from RefSeq and is a predicted model, not a curated record. Gene Ontology annotation, molecular function: DNA-binding transcription factor activity, RNA polymerase II-specific; RNA polymerase II cis-regulatory region sequence-specific DNA binding. NCBI's taxonomy places the organism in Eukaryota, Metazoa, Chordata, Actinopteri, Cyprinodontiformes, Rivulidae. Gene Ontology annotation, biological process: regulation of transcription by RNA polymerase II. Bases 192 to 1328 code for a protein of 378 amino acids. Gene Ontology annotation, cellular component: nucleus. The transcript has 4 exons.
GUGGGUACAGGGAACAAGUUGUUUUUUUCCGCGUCUUUAAGCUGUAUUGUUGACAUAUAAACUCCGACACGAGCAGGAGUCGCAAAUAAAGUAGAAUUCCCGGUACUUCUUGUUUCCUUCGGACGGUUUGCGAGUUGCGGUGUCGCUACCAACACUGUCCCGGUGUCUUCUUCGGAGCUUGGCAAGAAACGAUGCCUGGCAAAGCGGCAGUGGUGGUGGCACUUCAACCCAGCCUUAAUGUCGCUCCGGCGGCUCCACAGAAGUCCUUCCCUUUUGUUUUGAAGAAGAUUAUGGACAUCCCACCUCCUAAUAUCCUGGAGGAAUGCGACGACGAUCUAGAGAAAGAAAAGCAGAGCUGCUCCGAUGAUGGCGAGGGAGGUGGGGCGGUGGCGUCCAGUGAGGGUGGAGGUGCAAGAGGAGGAACAGGGGGUGGUGUUGGCGGCAGUGGAGGCGUAUCAGCCUCCUUGACCCCUGCCAUCUGGGAGAAGACCAUUCCUUAUGAUGGGGAGACCUUCCACCUGGAGUACAUGGACCUGGAUGAGUUCCUCCUGGAGAACGGCAUCCCUGUGAGCCUGGAGGAAGAGGAGCUGCAGAGGACUCUGACUUCAGUUGAUGGGAAAGGCAAAUCUGUUCCCAAACCUCCUGAAUUAGCUGACACAGUUACUUCCUCUCCUCCUCCUGCUUCUGCUCCUGCAGCUGAAGUUUCAGCCUCCACCCCAAAUUCUGCUCCUUCCUCCACAGCCACCUCAGACCCAGAGGAACCUGUGACAGUCACAACCUUACAACCCGCUAAACUAGAAGAGGAUGAAGAGCAGGAAGAAGAAGAAGAGGAAGGACAGGAGGAGGAGUCUUUGCCUGUGGAGGCAACUGCAGAAGUGGAAGUGAAGAAAAAGGAGUGCAACUCUGCAGAACGCAACACGCCCUCCCCUAUCGAUCCCGAUGCCAUUGAGGUGGACAUCAACUUCCAGCCGGAUCCAACAGAUCUGGUCCUGUCCAGCGUUCCCGGGGGAGAGCUGUUCAACCCGCGCAAGCACAAGUUCUCCGACGAGGAGCUGAAACCGCAGCCGAUGAUCAAGAAGGCCAAGAAAGUGUUUGUUCCUGAUGAGAAAAAGGACGAGAAGUACUGGUCCAGGAGGAAGAAGAACAAUCUGGCAGCGAAGCGUUCUCGUGAUGCACGGCGGCUGAAAGAGAACCAGAUCACGGUGCGCGCUUCCUUUCUAGAGCGGGAAAACACGGCGCUGAGGCAGCAAGUUGCAGAGAUGAGAAAGGACUGUGGGCGCUGUAAGAAUAUCUUGGCCCGCUAUGAGGCCAAGUACGGCCCUCUGUAAAAAAAAAUAUAUAUAUAUAUAUAUCAACGAAGCAUCAAUGAGACAGAAGCAGAACUCCUUCCCCCGCAGACAUCCAACACAGACACAAACACAGAGGGAACAUAUAUUUGCACUGUCCACUGACCUCCAGUCACCGUGUCGAGCUCCAGUUGCCGUCUCGACGUGAUGCUGGAGUUUUGGAUACACUGGCAGGCAGUGAGGCAUGAUGGGAGCAGUGGUCACAGGUAGGCCUGUGGAGAGCGCCUGGCUCCUACACUCAGAGAAGAGGCGGACCGUUCUGGGUACUCCCAUGCUCAAAGGCACAUGGGAAAAUGGGGUUUAUUUCAAGAAAAGUCACGAUUUGCAAAAAGAGCAGGCAAGUACGGCAGAUUAGCGAGCUUUUAAAUAAUUUUAUCACCACACAGCUUCUUGGGAAUAAAUCUCCAGUAGGGUGGAUUAGAAGGUUGUGUAUUUUACAUCCAUCUCUUUUUCGUGUGUUGCACUAAACUCUGGCUGAAACUAAACACGAGCAAGACUCAUGUUGGUACGAGUGUUAGGGGAAAGCACGGGGGAGGCUUCAAGUGCUACAGGUCAGUCACGGUUCUUCCUUUUCCAAACUGUCUGUGCACACACAGAAACACUUUAAAACGACGGUGUGUAAAAACAGUCUUACUUCCAUUUCAUGGUGGCGUGUUCUUAGCCUCAUCUUUGCACUUUUUUCCUUUAAAAACCCUUCCCGUGUAAAGGCAGGUAGCACGGUGGGACACGCAGUAGCUUCCAUAGUGAGGGAAAAUCAAACAUGAAAAGUUAAAGCUACUGUGAUUAAAAAAAAAAAAAAUCUGUAUUUUUUAUUAAUGAUCUUUGAUCAGCUUCAUGUAAUCAGUUUAUUUAAAUGUAUGGCUUUAACAUGGAAGGAAAGAUUUUUUUUUUAAUUAAAGGUGAGCUUUACGAGUGUUAGUCUGACGUACAGGGCCUUCACCUGUGGAGGGACAUGAGGAUUUGUGGAGUUUGUUUUACUGCGCACCGCCAGUAGAGGGCGCUAGAGUCUCUGGCUAUUAAAAGUGUAGUGACAGGACAGAUUCCACCCACAGUUUCUUUCUUUUUUUAAACAAAAUAAAACAAAGGAUGUAGCCAGGCCCAGAGCCUGUGUGUUUUUAAACCUUGUAAAUACUUAAACCUGAGUCUGUCUUUAUUAACCCAACAAUAUCUUAAUAUUUGCCAAAUAGUCAAAGAGUGCUGUAUUUAUUCUGAAGGUAAUAACUCAUCUGUUGAUUGUGACAUAAUGUCAGACAACUCCUAUAAAAUGAAAUAAAUUACCGAGCAGGGAAUUUAAUGGGGUAAACUGUGCUUUUGGAUGUUUUUAAAACGGAUCUAUUUACUUGUUUUAUAAUGUUUUUCUCAUGUGUCUAGAAAGGGGGGGGGAUAAACGGAGCACAUUUGUGUUAACGUUAUGAACACUUCCUGUUUUGAUUGGUAAUGUAGGGCUAAGAGAGCAGUGUUGGUUGAAGCAGAGAGCACACUAAAGGCACCUUAGUUUGAUUUGAACCCGAGGUGAUGAACGGAGUUCUUUUUGCCAAAGCGGCUGAGUCUGUAAUAUAUUGAACACAGACUGUUAGGAGUUUUUCACGUUUUCUGUGUGCACAUUUUUGUGCUCAUAAAAUCACAAUCUCGAAAAGAAAAGAAAACAACGUGGCAAUAAUACUCUUAUGUAAUCAAUGCUUGUUUGAUUUCAGUAACCAUGUUGUGUGUAAAACUUUGCCACGAUGUACUGAAUAGAAAUGUCCCAAAGUCGUUUGUGCUUCCAAGUUUAGAUCCUCGGUUGUUAAGGAUCCCAAUGCAUGAAACCAGUAAAGUCGUGUUUUCCUUUCCUCCUCGAUAGUUUCACACCAAGUGUACUUAAAUCAUCGCUGGAAGCUGGGGGUGGUGAUCUGUAGGGUUCUGUCUAAAGACUGGGGAAAGGAAAGGCAGAGCGUCUUUGCUAUGAUGCCUUGUGUUUGAUUGACAGCUCCAUCAGCCCCUCGAAGCAUCAGCUGAACAAAAAGAAGCAUCCAACAGUAGAUCUGGAUCUACACGCUGGACCAGUUGGUGCUUUUGUGUUUGACAAUAUUUGAGUUUCCUGAUGGUGUAGACUAACAGACAUUUUUAAGAACUGUAUUAUUCUGCGUUAACGUUCAAAAGUUGACGUUUAGCCGCGCCGUGCUGUUCAGGCAACAGUAGCUAACGAGGGAACUUUUAAUUUUUACACCUAAAAAGAGAAUCUGGCAUAAGAUUGAAUGAAGGGAGCCGAAACGAUUCUAUUUUGACAACAACAAAAAAAGAUCACAAAAAAAUAUGUAGCAGACUUGACUGAUGUGAAGCACCUUGAAAACGAGCGGAUUUGUUAAAUGACGUUUAACAAGUUUCAGAGUCUAAAUAGUUGUGUUUUUGGUUGUAAAAGAGUUUUUAGCUCAGUACCACUUUUAGGUAACGACUGUUAAAAACUGAAUUUUGUUUGUCUUGUGUUUUUUAUUUUAUUUUAAUGUAGCACCUACUUCAGAUGAUUUAAAAAUAAAAGGCCGGUGUCGUAGAAUUGUCAAAAGAACUGCCGUAUGAAUCGGCAGAUGAGUUUAAAUAGUAAAAUAAAGCGUUAAAAAUGGCAUGUUACUGGUUUAAAGUGCUCCUCAUCAAUAACACUUUGUUUACUAUUUAUCGUACCUUCAAUACUCCAGGGACAAGACGUUCUGUAUCCUCAGAGGUUUUAAUGUUUUUCCUUUGUUCUGUUUUUAUAUAAACAUGUUUUUGUAAUCCUGUUUCUGAUACAUGCAGCUGUAGUAAUAUCUAACCUUGUCUGGUAAAAAUCUGAAAUAAAGUGGCGUUUGAUGGA